Cheilinus undulatus (humphead wrasse) is the source of this 439-nucleotide messenger RNA. RefSeq names its product ATP synthase membrane subunit f (gene atp5mf). NCBI's taxonomy places the organism in Eukaryota, Metazoa, Chordata, Actinopteri, Labriformes, Labridae. Gene Ontology annotation, biological process: proton motive force-driven mitochondrial ATP synthesis. Gene Ontology annotation, molecular function: proton-transporting ATP synthase activity, rotational mechanism. The record is from RefSeq and is a predicted model, not a curated record. Bases 52 to 321 code for a protein of 89 amino acids. The transcript is spliced from 4 exons.
CUCCGUAUUCCCAUAAUUCUCUGCUCCCAGCCCUCUGCUGCACCAGUCAAGAUGGCGGACAGACCAGUUCCCGUGACAGAGAAGCGUCUGAUGGACGUGAAGCUCGGCGAGUUGGGCACUUGGCUCGGAGGUCGAGACUUAACUCCAAAUGGGAUCAUCUCAUCCAUCCGCAGAGGUAACGAAAGGUAUUACAACAAAUACAUCAACGUGAAGAAGGGAGGGAUCGGAGGUGUCGCCAUGAUUCUGGUUGGUUAUGUGGCUCUUAGCUACCUGUGGGACUACGACCACAUCAAACACGACCGCUGGAGGAAGUAUCACUGAACUGUCAGACGCUUGGGGGUCAAACUCGAGUCCGUUUGUUCCUCUGAUUGGCUCUAUUCUCAGAUCUUUAUGUUUAAUAUGACUGGUGUGACCAAUAAUAAAAGAACUCCCUGUGGGA